Microtus oregoni (creeping vole) is the source of this 12270-nucleotide messenger RNA. RefSeq names its product ephrin type-A receptor 6. NCBI's taxonomy places the organism in Eukaryota, Metazoa, Chordata, Mammalia, Rodentia, Cricetidae. Bases 1149 to 4541 code for a protein of 1130 amino acids. The record is from RefSeq and is a predicted model, not a curated record. Gene Ontology annotation, cellular component: membrane; neuron projection. Gene Ontology annotation, molecular function: protein binding; transmembrane-ephrin receptor activity; ATP binding. Gene Ontology annotation, biological process: protein phosphorylation; axon guidance; cell surface receptor protein tyrosine kinase signaling pathway. The transcript is spliced from 18 exons.
UGCUUGGAGACGGCAGGUGGCAACACCCCUUCCCAUCAGCUAAUCCUGUUCCUCUGCCCAGGGUCAGAUCCCUCCAAGUAGCCAGUACAGCGGCUUAGGAGCGCCAGGAACUGGGAGGCAGCGUAUUCUGAGAAGGGGCGUCUGGACAAGAGCGCACCAGAAGCCGCGCGCACUCUGCUUCUGACUUGGCCACGCAGAGCUAAGCUCUUGGGCUGCUCUCAGCGCUUUGCCCGCCACAACUGCCUCAGCGGAUCAGCGGACUGUCGAGGUCCUCGGAAGCCAGGCACCAGGGCUGCCAUGAUGAUGCUGGUGACCUCCCUGGCGAAGUCACCCCCAUAUGCCGACGCGAAGACCUAGGCGAGCCAAGGUGCUAGGCACCAGUCUACUUCCAGCCUGCAGAGACUCGUCUCUAUCGCUGCUUUCCAAGGACUUGGAACAGGAGAGGUGGCCAGAAAGCUUGUCGGUUCGCUCUGGUGGCCAAGUUUUGGAGGCUGGCACUCACACACUUCAGAACUGACCACUACCAUCGCCGAGCUGUGCCCAGGGCGCUGACUUGCAACCCUCACCCCUUCCAGCGGGAGAAAUGUGGCAAAAGGGAAGGUGGUGUCCAGAGCUGACAGUCUAACAUUAUAUGGGGGAGGAGGGACGCAAGGGAUUGGGGGACUAAGGUAGCUUCAGUGAAACCCAGUAAGUAAGCCUCUGCCACUGCCGGCGGGAGGCGCAUUUGCCACCUAAUCGGUGGUGGCUACGACUUGACACUCAGACCAGGUCACUCAGUGAAGAGGCUGAGCGCUCAGUCCGCUGCUCCCUGGAACCACUGGAUACCCGGCGGAGCCUCAUUGCCGGGUUCCCCAGACACCAGCCAAGGGAAAGUUCUGGUCGCCCAAGCUACCCUUGCUAUUUGCUGUGCCCCCUUCUGCUCUGGGCUCUGCAAGUGUCAACUUGGGUGCAGAGAGACGUUUGGGUGUCCAGAACUGCACCUUUACUACCCGCCUGGACAUCUCUAUUAACCCCCAGUACCCUCUUUCAUGCAUCCUCCCCCGUCCUUCAUCCCCUCCCCCAAACUAUAGCCUGAGCUCGCUCUUGUGCGCGCGCUCUCUUGGGCCCAAGUGAAUAGUCCUCCUCGCUGGAGCGGGACACGGAGGUGGAUGCAAUUCCCCUCGCCUCUAGCAGCCCGGAACUCCCCGGCGGCGCAGGGAGCACCCUCCUCCGAAGCAGCUGCUCCUGCACCUGGACAGCCUGGACCCUCGUGCCCUGCUCACGGGGCCUCGCGCGGGGGGCGCCCCGGGACUUCCCCUGCGGGCCGGGUGGAGGAGGAAGAGGAGGAGGAAGAAGAAGAGAGCCCGGGCCAGGACCCCGACCCUAUCAGGAACACCUGGCUGCGUUACUGCCACUUCUUUUUAAAGGAGAGGAGAAGAGAGCCAGUGAGAGCCAUGGGGGGCUGCGAAGUCCGGGAAUUUCUUUUGCAAUUUGGUUUCUUCUUGCCCCUGCUGACAGCUUGGACGGGCGACUGCAGUCACGUCUCCAACCAAGUUGUGUUGCUUGAUACAACUACCGUGAUGGGAGAGCUAGGAUGGAAAACAUAUCCAUUAAACGGGUGGGAUGCCAUUACUGAAAUGGAUGAGCACAACAGGCCCAUACAUACAUACCAGGUAUGCAAUGUCAUGGAACCAAACCAAAACAACUGGCUUCGGACUAAUUGGAUCUCUCGUGAUGCUGCACAGAAAAUUUACGUGGAGAUGAAGUUCACACUGAGAGAUUGUAAUAGCAUCCCAUGGGUCCUGGGAACUUGUAAGGAAACAUUCAAUCUGUAUUAUAUAGAAUCGGAUGAGUCCCAUGGGACUAAAUUCAAGCCAAGCCAAUAUAUAAAGAUCGACACAAUUGCUGCUGAUGAGAGCUUUACUCAGAUGGAUUUGGGUGAUCGCAUCCUUAAGCUCAACACUGAAAUUCGUGAGGUGGGGCCCAUAGAAAGGAAAGGAUUUUAUUUGGCUUUUCAAGACAUUGGGGCAUGCAUUGCCCUGGUCUCGGUUCGUGUUUUCUACAAAAAAUGCCCCUUCACUGUGCGGAACUUGGCUAUGUUUCCUGAUACCAUCCCAAGGGUUGAUUCUUCAUCUUUGGUUGAAGUGCGGGGUUCAUGUGUGAAGAGUGCUGAAGAGCGGGAUACUCCUAAACUCUACUGUGGAGCUGAUGGAGAUUGGCUUGUUCCUCUUGGAAGGUGUAUCUGCAGUACAGGGUAUGAAGAAAUUGAGGGAUCCUGCCAUGCUUGCAGACCAGGGUUCUAUAAAGCAUUUGCUGGGAACACAAAGUGUUCCAAAUGCCCUCCACACAGCUCAACCUACGUGGAAGCAACGUCCGUCUGUCAGUGUGAAAAAGGUUAUUUCAGGGCAGAAAAAGACCCACCUUCUAUGGCAUGUACUAGGCCACCCUCAGCUCCUAGAAAUGUGGCUUUUAACAUCAAUGAAACAGCCCUUAUUUUGGAGUGGAGCCCACCUAGUGACACAGGAGGGAGGAAGGAUCUCACAUACAGUGUAAUCUGUAAGAAGUGUGGCUUAGACAACAGCCAGUGUGAAGACUGUGGUGGAGGACUCCGCUUCAUCCCUCGACACACGGGACUCAUCAACAAUUCUGUGAUAGUACUUGACUUUGUGUCUCAUGUCAACUACACCUUCGAAAUAGAAGCCAUGAAUGGAGUUUCUGAGCUGAGCAUUUCUCCCAAGCCGUUCACCGCUAUUACAGUGACCACAGAUCAAGAUGCACCUUCUCUAAUAGGUAUGAUGAGGAAGGACUGGGCAUCCCAAAACAGCCUUGCUCUAUCGUGGCAAGCACCUGCUUUUACCAAUGGAGCUAUUCUGGACUACGAGAUCAAGUACUACGAGAAAGAGAAUGAGCAGCUCACCUAUUCCUCCACGAGGUCCAAGGCCCCCAGUGUCAUCAUCACAGGUCUCAAGCCAUCCACCAAGUACAUAUUUCAUAUCCGAGUGAGGACUGCGGCAGGAUACAGUGGCUACAGUCAGAAGUUUGAAUUUGAAACAGGAGAUGAAACUUCUGACAUGGCAGCAGAACAAGGGCAGAUCCUGGUAAUAGCCACGGCGGCCGUUGGAGGAUUCACGCUCCUAGUCAUCCUCACUCUCUUCUUCCUCAUCACUGGGAGGUGUCAAUGGUACAUAAAGGCUAAAAUGAAAUCAGAAGAGAAGAGAAGAACACAUUUACAGAAUGGCCACCUGCGAUUCCCAGGAAUUAAGACAUACAUUGAUCCAGACACCUAUGAAGACCCAUCCCUAGCAGUCCAUGAAUUUGCAAAAGAGAUUGAUCCUUCAAGAAUUCGCAUUGAGAGAGUUAUUGGAGCAGGUGAAUUUGGGGAAGUCUGCAGUGGGCGUUUGAAGACACCAGGGAAAAGGGAGAUCCCAGUUGCUAUUAAAACACUGAAGGGUGGUCACGUGGAUCGACAAAGAAGAGAUUUUCUGAGAGAAGCGAGCAUCAUGGGGCAGUUUGACCACCCCAACAUCAUUCGCCUAGAAGGUGUUGUCACCAAAAGAUCCUUCCCAGCAAUUGGCAUGGAAGCCUUCUGCCCCAGCUUCCUGAGGGCUGGGUUUCUAAACAGCAUCCAGGCCCCACAGCCAGUGACAGCGGGAGGAUCUCUGCCCCCCAGGAUUCCUGCUGGCCGACCAGUAAUGAUCGUGGUAGAGUAUAUGGAGAAUGGAUCCCUCGACUCCUUUUUGCGGAAACAUGAUGGUCACUUCACUGUCAUCCAGUUGGUCGGCAUGCUGCGGGGCAUCGCAUCAGGCAUGAAGUAUCUUUCUGAUAUGGGAUAUGUUCAUCGAGACCUAGCAGCCAGGAAUAUAUUGGUGAAUAGCAACUUAGUGUGCAAAGUCUCUGAUUUCGGUCUCUCCCGAGUACUGGAGGAUGAUCCGGAAGCGGCUUACACAACAACUGGUGGGAAAAUCCCUAUACGGUGGACGGCCCCAGAAGCUAUUGCCUACAGAAAAUUCUCUUCAGCAAGUGAUGCCUGGAGCUAUGGCAUUGUCAUGUGGGAGGUGAUGUCCUAUGGAGAGAGACCAUAUUGGGAAAUGUCCAACCAGGAUGUUAUUUUGUCCAUUGAAGAAGGUUACAGACUUCCAGCUCCGAUGGGCUGCCCACCGUCUCUGCAUCAGCUCAUGCUCCAUUGCUGGCAGAAAGAAAGAAACCACAGGCCAAAAUUUACUGACAUCGUCGGCUUCCUUGACAAACUGAUCCGCAAUCCCAGUGCCCUUCACACGCUGGUGGAGGACAUUCUUGUAAUGCCAGAAUCCCCUGGCGAUGGUCCUGAAUAUCCAUUGUUCGUCACAGUUGGUGACUGGUUGGAUUCUAUAAAGAUGGGGCAAUACAAGAGUAACUUCAUGGCAGCAGGCUUUACAACGUUUGAUCUGAUCUCAAGAAUGAGCAUCGAUGAUAUUAGACGAAUUGGAGUCAUACUCAUUGGACAUCAGAGACGAAUAGUCAGCAGCAUACAGACUUUACGUUUACAUAUGAUGCACAUACAGGAGAAGGGGUUUCAUGUAUGAAAGUACUAUAAACACCUGUAUUUUGUGCCUCAGCAUUUCUACAAAGAAAAAUAUACCCUCUACAACUCAUUCUUCUGAUUCUCCAGACAUCCCUUCACAACCCACAGUCUCCUGUUCAGACUAUGGCUGCACACCUUACGUUUAUGCUUCCACCCUGGAUUUCAAUAUCCUGCUACACAGGUCCUCUCUGAAUAGCCUGCAAAUGAAACUCUGGCCCACUGCAGAUUAUCACUACAUAAUGAUAAAUAACUCAGCAUGAAUGUGUAACUUUGUAUAGAAGUGUUUGGGAAGUGUUCAUGGACUUAACCUAAAGGAAUGUGUUCAGGUGUGGCAUCUUCAAAGAUGUAUGUAGCGUUUAAUGAUAGAUAAGAAAGAAAUAGUUGACCAUUCUACCAUGUUUUGUGAUCAAGUAGCUUCCAACUUGACAUGCUUCUUUUUUGAUAGUUUCGCUCAACUCUGCGGAGUGUACUAUUGUUUUAUUUUUAAUAACUUAACUGUUGGUGCCUGAUGUUACAACGAUUUGCAGAAAUGAUCAAUGACUCCAUGUAGUGCAUUUGUGUCAGGUGUGAAUACAGUAUGAAGGGCAUUGUUGGGGAGGGAGAUGGACAAAAAUACUGUGCUUUUCAAUAUACUAAGGCUGGGUUUGUCUAUAUUUUUAAAUUAACUUUAUAGGGUUCUACACAUUUCAUAGUAGGUGGUUGUUUAGAGGAUUUUCCCCCUCUAAUUUUUUACUAAUUAUGCUGUAUUUCUCUAGUAUGUUACAAGAAUUACCCUUGGAAAGACCAAGAGUGAGUCCAUUACUCUGAUAGUUUUCAUAGACAGACACAUGGAGUAAACCUAUGGCUGUUGCCUUGAAUUCAUCCUCACGAGUAUGACAAACAAUUAUCAAAGCAUUGAGAAAGUAUAUUGUUCAUAAUGUGACCUUUUUCUUAAAUAAAAGUUCUAACAUAGUAGCCAUAGACUAAAUGGAAAAUGAUUUACUGAAUUUAAGAUAGCUUGCAGUGCCCCGAUGUAAUAAACGCAACUAGUUGAUUGAUAACUGGUGUUCUUCUAACUUUAACAAUUCAAAUAUUUUGUUCACAAAAAUAAGUUAUAUGAACACUCUGAGGUCUUCUCAAAAUCUUUUAAGAAAUUAGCAUGGAUACCAUAAACAUGAUAUAAAUAGAUCUCACAUUUAAGCAUAUAUAUGCACAUAUAUAAUGUGAAAAUUGCAGUCUAUUGUAGUAUAUAAAAAUAACACAUCUGAGAUGUGUUGUCAUAAUCUUCUCUGAGGCUCACAGCAAAAAAAAAAAAAGCAAAUGUAUUUUUCCAGUGAAUUUGUCAGCUUAUCAAAAUAGUGCUCCUUUUAAAACAAACUCAACUAUAAAAUUAUCUGCUCCCAUGAAACCACAAAAAUUACCCUCGUGAUGAGUGAAGAAUAAGCUGGUUAUUGAAGAAAGAAAAAUGCAGAUCAGAUUGUCUAAAGAUGCAGAUAGUGAACUAACUUUUAUUCAAUGUCAGAGACAAAGGCAUCCUCUCCACAUCCCUAAAUCCCUGCUGAAAUUCUACAAGAGGAUAAAAACUGUUUCCACUUAGGGAUCCUCACUUCUUUUCCUUUUAGUUUUGUUUGUAAGAUUUUUGUUAUACAAGAUCCUUCUACAUUUCUUUCGCUGAUUCAUCUUCCUGGUUUUGCUCCUCCUGUUGCAGCUUAAUUUUUCUCAUUUCAACAAAAAAAAAUGUAUAGAGAUAAAAGGGUGUCUUUAGAGUAUUUCUUGACUAAACAGAAAAAGAAAAGAGUGGAAUUCCAUCCCUUUUUAAGUAAGUGUGUCAGAAAUAGCUGGUAAUAUUUUCUAGCCACCUUCAUGCAUGGCCAUGCAUCACUCAUAGACUCUCGGCAAUUUGCUUGAUACAUUUACGCAAAUCUGGAUACAUUUAGGAGAAAUACAAAUUUCCAUAUUUAUCUGUCUUUAAAUAUCUAUUAAAUGAUAACAGAUGAUUAAAUUUAUUAAUCAUAUAUAUUUAUUUUUAUAAAACAGCAAAAAGGUAUUUAGAAAAAUAAGAAAUAGAAUAAUAUGGUCCAUCAUAGGACUCUGUCUACAGCAUCUGUAAGCCUUGAUGAAAUAAAUUCUAUAGAAGUAUUUAAAAUUCUGUGGAAUUUACAUUCAGUAAUGGCAACAUUAAGAAUCUGUUAAUAGUUUUCAUUUAAAAGUGUGAUGAUGUAAUUCUAUUUCUAGUUAAUUUGCAUUUCUACAUAUGUCUUUCCUGAUUUAUUAAAACAUUCUCUUUCUAUUCUCUAAUCCCAUGUCCUCUUCCAAGUUUUGUAAAAUUAUGUUUAUUUACCAAGCUAUGAGCAUGAUAAUGUUAAGUGUAAUAUGAACUUCAUUAUGGACAGAACAAGGCAGAAAUAUGUGCAAAAUUAAACAUAAACAUUAAAAUAUAAGAAUAUUUCUUUGCUGCCUAAUGGUCAUGUACCUUGUGAUCCAAGAGAAAUUAAGAUCUCAGAAUAUAGCUGGGCGGUGGUGAUGCACGCCUUUAAUCCCAGCAUUCAGGAGGCAGAGGCAGGCGAUCUCUGUGAGUUCAAGGUCAGCCUGGUCUACAAGAGCUAGUUCCAGGACUGGCUCCAUAGCUACAGAGAAACCCUGUCACAAACAAACAAACAAACAAACAAACAAAGAUCUCGGGAUGUUAAUGGUUAAAAUAUCAAACGCAGAUGUCAAUAUAACAUGAAACAUUCCGAGAUUUCCCAUUCUGAGGUUUACUUGUGCCUGUGCUCAAUAACUAAAUUUAUUUGAUACAUACAAUCAAAAGAUAAUUGUCCAAAAAUAAGCUAAUGACUUUCAUAAUUAUAGUUAGGAAUUAUCCCUUAUAACUAAAAAUAUGCAUAUACAUUAUGUACUUGCUUUUAAGAAAUCUUAAUCAAUUCUAAUGAGUGAGUUCUUAGAGUUUUGAAAAUCAGACCAUGUAAAUUUUUUUUUAUUCUCUCAAAGUCAACUUCUGGUCUAUAGCCAAAAAUGUAAAACGAAUAUACAAUCAAGAACAAAGAUGGUGUAUUGAAAUCAUUCAGCUAAAAAGUAUCUGAAAUGAUGACAGUGUAACAGGAAGGAAGAAUUAUAGAAAAUUUGCAAGAUUGUUCUACAACUGCUGAUAAGUGUGUUACACAUGCUAUAAUCACAGAUUUAUUAUACUGCGUAUCACUCCCUAAAACCUACCCAGAUGUAAACUGGAUAAGGCAGCCUUCCAGUUACAACUCAAAAGCCUCUCAUAGCCCACAAUAGAAAAAAGCCAAAUUUAAUCUGUGAAAAGUAAAGUUUUAUAAAGUUCUCUAUGGCAGUGAUAGUGAAGAGGAAAAUACAUAUCAUCCAACCUGUGUUCUAAAUGUCUCUUUUGAUAUCUUUCAAUAUUAAAUGUACGCUCUAGGAGAAAAAUCAGUUAACAUUCAUCUCAAGAUUUUUACCAGUAUUGUCUCUUUUUCUAUUCCUUUAUUAAUUUUUUCAGCCCCCAUCCAAUCGCUUUUCUUUCACAGGUUCUAUCAAUGUACUCAUUAUAUCAGUAUAGCAAAACACAGCAAGUCUAAAAAAAAGCCUUGUAAAUUUCCAUGGAAGCAGCUGAAUGGCAGGGUAGGUUGAAAAAAUUAUCUAUUGGGUCUUUGCAUACAAAUGGGAGCCCUUCAAAUUAGAAGGUGUGAGUUCUGACUUUGCCUAACAGAAAAUUAAGCACAAGGGAAAGAAAUUCAAAAUAGAAUAUUGCUUCUGUAGCUUCAGUUAGUUAAGUCUAAUAUUAAAUAAAAAGAAAUUAGUAUUUUAAUAACCCAGUCUUAACUUAGGAAAUCUGUGUCUUUAAACAUAAAAAGGCUUACAGCAGAUGCGUCAGUUGUUACAUUAUGAUCUCCUUAACUUUCAUAACUUGAAUUUCAUGCAGUCAAAUAAACUCAUAUCUAUAAUUAAUCAAACAUAUUUGAUACCUUAUUUAAACAGAAGAGGAGUAGAUUAGGUACAACUGGGGAUGUUCAUUUGUCUUUCAUGUGUUCAAGUCAUACUUUUCCUUUUUAUGAUCAACAUUCCCAACAUCCUUUCUCAUUUUUAUAUUGUUAGGAAAAAAAUAUACAUUUUAUUUACCAUAGUUGAAUAAAACAGUAUGUUUCCUAUACACAUAAUUAUGUUUUCACAAAAAUGAAUUUAAGUACACUGUUGUUGGCCACUCUUAAUCCCUGAGUUUAAAGUUUAGAUUGGAGCCUGGCAGUUUGCUAUAGUGACUCCUUCAUGUGGGAUUAGAUCUUGCUCUAGAAUAAAUCAAAACAAGUAGGAGUUAGUCAAGUGUGAACAUGUUAAUUUCCCAUCAGAAAGAUAAAUUUUGAAACUUGGAAUCUCUUAAAAUUCUUCCCAAAGACCCAUUACUUUUUUGGUAGUGGAAAUCAUGCUUUGUGGGUUCUCUAGGAUCUUACCAUCAGAAGUCAGUCCCUAUAUGAACUUAUUCUUCUGAAAGCCUGUAAAAACAUCAUUUCAUUUCAAACCAAACCUGAAACUAAUCUCAUACCUGAGCUAAUUUUUCUAGUAGAUGUAAUAAUAUGCACUUCAAAGUUUACACAAAAUCCUUUCCAACAGGAUCUGUUAACCAGGGAAAGAAAUGAUUGUCCAUGACUAAAAUGAACAGAGUCAAAGGGAAGAAAAACCUUAUAUUGCAUAAAAAUAAAUGUCCCAUCUUCAUCUUACUGUUUCCAUUAAAAGUCAAGAUUUAGGCAUAUGCUUUAAAGAUUUAUUAGAAAAACAGUAGGGUUUUGUUAUACAAAGAUGUGAAAUGAAACAUAUGUCUCCUGGGAAUAAAGUUGGAAUGGUUUAGAAGACACAGAUCAUCCAGACAUAAUUGAACUAACCUCUUUUACUGACUAGUUGUUAGAUUCAAAUUAUCACUAGAUCAAAUUAUUUUGAGCAUCUUUAUAAUUUGGCUUGACUUAUAUAUAACGAAGCUUGAGUUCUUUAAUCCUGGAUCAAGGGUUUUCUCUUUUGUUGGCAGAUUUCUCUUUUGAAGUCACAGAAUGGAUCUAAAAGUUUAGCUUUUCAAGUUACUGAAUUUUAAAAUAAAACAAGUUAAGAGAGCUUCAUUGUCUAAGGGAGGUAAAGGACUUCUAAAACACUUCAAUUUUUCCAAAAGAAUUUGACAAUUAGAAUAUCUGUACAUCUCAGAGAUGUCAAGUCACUUCCACAUUAUUAUAUUUUACACUAUUCUAAUGAAAGCAAUUUUUAUAAACAAAACGUCCUUUCUUAAAUUGAUAUACUCAUUAGUCGCGCUACUAUUUUUCUUCAAAAGAGAAUCUUUGAUUUGUUUCAUAUUAAGAGAAAUUUUCUCACAUAGCAGAGACAGUGGGAAAAAAGAAAUUUUCAAAGGAUAAUUCCCCUAAUUUAAGAACAAUUAUUUUAUGUUAAGAAUAGCAAAGUCACUAAAGAAUCAUUACCUGUCAAAACAGGAUAAAGGAUAAUGUAAUACAGAGAGUUCUGCAUAUUAGGAAGGUGUACCAUUGAGCCACAUUCAUCCCAAGGGGAAACUGUUUUCAUUUUGUAUUAGCAAAGAAGGUACAGGUUAACUACACAUUUAUCCCACAAAUUGUAAAUUCAACAAGUAUUUAUUCUAUUAAUAAUACUCUUUUAAGUAACACAUCUGUUCUUAACCAUGUUUGUACAUCAUAUUUAUAUCUUCUAUUGGCCUUUAAUUUGUCACAAUAGCAUUUUUAGUUGGUAUGUUAUCAAAUCAAAGAGGAAUUCAAAAUAACUAAAAUGCUAUUUCAGGAUCCAUACUCAGUUGGCUCAGGAUCUUCAAUUCAAUAGCCCUCAUUAAAGGAAGAUCCAAUGCUGUCUCCACAUAGUCCAUGAUUAUAAAGAAAACUCUGGGGACAUAAGAAUUAUUGUUUUCCAUAUAUCCUGUUCAGAUUUUAUAUUUAGUCCUAAUCAUAAUUGUCUACAUGAGGUAAACAUGAACUUGUGUAUGAAGCAAUAUUGAUAUGAACUGUUAUUGUUUGUGUUUUUGUGCUGGUGCUCCAACCCAAGGCAAGCACUCUGCCACUGAGUUACUCCCCCAGCUGACAUCAGAACAUUGCAGUACAGUUUGUUCGUAUCUGUAAUGCCUACAUAAGACAUGCUUCUGUUUUCUCUCUUCUAGAAAGAGCCAAUAGCAUUUGAAGUGUUUGAAAUCAUGGUACAAGUGUGAAAAAAAGCCAGUUCCUAGAAAUAAACUACACUACACAUUUCCAAGGUUUUAUCUGUAAUGCUCUGCAGCUUCUGGAAUGUCACAAAUCUUUUCUACGUUGAGUUAUUCGUAGACUUAGCUGCGUGUGCUUUAGACAGAGCUUGCUUUAACGUAUUUUUCAUUUAAGCCUAUCUUCAUUCAGUCUGAAAGUCUGAAAUACUAUAAUUCUAUUGCCUCAAUUUAACAGGGGAUAAUAUUCUCUCUUUAUAGUUCUGAACUGUAGAUAUUAUUAUCAUAUCCAUGAUGAAAUUUCAGCUGGGCAUGCUUUAUUAGUUAUCAUACAUUUGUUUUCCAUCACUAAAUCUUCUUCAAAUAAGGUCGUUAAAAACUCUAAGAAAAUAAAAGCUAGUAGCCACUCACUCGCUAAAGAAUUUGUAAAUGAAUGAGGUGUUUUUCCAUCAAAGUGGUUGAUGUGAUCACUGUUAAAAUAUAUUAUCUAAAAGAUAUCAUUGUUAUAUAUGCUCAAAGUAUUGUUGAGACAAUGCUGAAUAUUAAGACAAUAAAUGAAUAAUAAGGCUUUUAAAUUUUUUCUGCAUUAUAUGGAAAGCAAAGUUUAAUGUAUAUGAAUGUUUUUCAUGGGAACUUUUAAUUUAAUAUGUUCUCUCUUCCUGUACUAUAGUUGUUCAUCAAGGGAAAUUAUAUUAAUAUAUUGAUACUAUGCAAAUCUCUCAUUUUCUUUAUUUAAAAGCAUGGAGCUUCUGUUCAAUUUCAUGGUUUUUAAUUAGUUCUUUGAGAGUGGAAAAAUUUAAAUAAAACUUGCAAUGGUAGCAUUUUCAGUGAGAGGGGCACACUAUUGGAAUGGUAGUAACAGAAAUGAACAUGAGGAAAGCUUGAUUUUAAAGGUCACUGAAUGUGUUUCAUUUCUGUUAUCAUACUAAUCAUUUCGCUAUUAUGACCCCCCCCCCCCAGAUUGUGACAUUGAAAACCUGUGUGUAGAAUAUAAAUACCUUUGGGAGAUUUUCUUUUCUAUUAACUUGGUUUUCAUUUUGUGUGCAAAGAAAAUAUCAACAGUUUUAAUUUUGUUUUGAAAGGGUAAUUUUCAACUAGCAAUUGUUGCUAAAAUGUUAGCUUUACUUGUAAUAACAGCAUACAUGAAAGGUUUCAAGCAUAUCAAUAAUUAUAACUUUAAUACAGAAUGUUACAUACAAGCAAGCCAAAAGCUAGGAAAAAGAAUAGUUUAUGUUAAAGUGGUUACUUCAUUUAAAAAGAAAACUAUCAGAAAAGAAUCAGUUAACAUUAUGUCAUGUUGUUCUCGCUUGUAACUUUGAAACAAAUGCAUUUUGAGGAUGUGAAUAUUUAAUGUAAAUAACUCUACUCACUUUUGUGAAAAUAUAUAUAUUGACAUUGAACUAGAAAAAAUAUCUUAUGAAAACACCCAAAUUAAACAACUAUUUUUUAAAAAUAUACUAGAAGGCUGUGGUCGUAUUUGAAUGUUCUUCUAUUAAUGCAUUGAUUUCUAAGAAAUGUAAGCAAAAUGUUUUUAAAAUAUUAAUUCAUUAAAUAUGACUGUCAA